Messenger RNA from Periophthalmus magnuspinnatus, 5102 nucleotides. RefSeq names its product gdnf family receptor alpha 1a (gene gfra1a). The transcript has 11 exons. Gene Ontology annotation, molecular function: signaling receptor activity. The coding region runs from base 96 to 1610 and encodes 504 amino acids. NCBI's taxonomy places the organism in Eukaryota, Metazoa, Chordata, Actinopteri, Gobiiformes, Gobiidae. The record is from RefSeq and is a predicted model, not a curated record. Gene Ontology annotation, cellular component: external side of plasma membrane; signaling receptor complex. Gene Ontology annotation, biological process: nervous system development.
UUCGAUGGAUUGUACCGCAUUGGAAGAAGUACUCGUGCGGGGAUUAUAACGGUUUUUAAGUCACUUUAGAGUUUGAGAAUUGUGUUUUGUUGCGCAUGGAGCGAAGGACGAUGGUGUACGCAGCGGUUUACGCCGGGCUGCCGCUUCUAGUGGUGCUGUCCCUGGCCUCGGACCCCCCUCGCUCCUCCUCUCCUCGCCUGGAUUGUGUGAGAGCCAGUGAGCAGUGUCUGAGAGAGCCGGCCUGCAGCUCCAAGUACCGCACCAUGAGGCAGUGCGCAUCGGGGGCAAAGGAGACCAACCCCAGCCUGGUGCCUUCUAUGGAGGGUAAAGAUGAGUGCCGCUCUGCCAUAGACGCCCUGAAGCAGAGUCCCCUGUACAACUGCCGCUGUAAGAGGGGCAUGAAGAAAGAGAAAAACUGUCUACGCAUCUACUGGGGCAUCUACCAGACCCUGCAAGGUAAUGACUUCUUGGAGGACUCUCCCUAUGAACCUGUCAACAGCCGUCUGUCGGACAUCUUUCGCUUGGCGCCCAUCCUCGAAGGAGGGGAGCAGACUGGCCCCAGCACAGGCACCCCGGCAGACACCCAGGCAGACCCCCGGGACCGAAGUGUGAACAGGAGAGCUCACCCCAACUGGGCCAUUCUGGGAGAGCCGACGGUGGCGCGUGAGAACAACUGUCUGAACGCGGCCAAAGCGUGUAACCUGAACGACACAUGUAAGAAGUACCGCUCUGCAUACAUCAGCCCGUGCACCAGCCGAGUGUCGACAGCCGAGGUCUGCAACAAGAGGAAAUGCCACAAAGCUCUCAGGCAAUUCUUCGACAAGGUUCCCGCCAAACACAGUUAUGGGAUGUUAUUCUGCUCGUGUCCCCUGAGAGACCAAACAGCCUGUUCAGAGCGAAGGAGACAAACCAUCGUCCCAGUGUGCUCCUACGAAGAGAAGCAGAAACCCAACUGCCUGGAGCUCCAGGGCACCUGCAAGAACAAUUACAUCUGCAGGUCUCGUUUGGCAGACUUCUUUGCAAACUGUCAGCCUGAGCCGCGCUCCCUCACAGGCUGUUUAAAGGAGAACUACGCCGACUGUCUGCUGGCGUACUCCGGACUCAUCGGCACAGUGAUGACGCCAAACUACCUACGCUCUCCAAAGAUCAGCGUGUCCCCGUACUGUAAUUGCAGCAACAGCGGCAACAACAAGGACGAAUGUGACCGCUUCACCCACUUCUUCACGGAGAACACCUGUCUGCGUAAUGCGAUCCAGGCGUUCGGUAACGGCACAGACGUGGGCGUGUGGCAGUCCAUGUCUCCUGUACAGACCACAACCUCCACCACCCCGCCCUACCAGAGGAGUCGAAACCGCAACCCCAACCCCAACAGCCUGGACAACCACAUCGCUGACUCGGGCAUCUACCCCUUCUGUGGCAACCUGCAGGCUCAGAAGUUGAAGUCAAACUCGACGGUGGAUGGUGUUUUCUGUGAUCCUCAGAUUGACGGUCCGAGCACGUCCAACGCUAUCCCGCGGAGCUCCGGUGUCCUGACCCGGCCCUCUGCUGCUGGCCCUCUGCUGCCCCUGCUGGUGUGGCUGAGUGCUUGCUUCUGUCCUGGACUCUUGUAGCCUCAGAGCUCUCCACACAUACAUGCACUCAUGUUGGACUGACACGUUGUACAGAAGAGCCCUUCCCUUCAACUCAGUGAAACCUGGCGUAUUUUGUUCACCCUGGAUUUUUGUCUAUUUGCAUUUUUUUUUUUUUUUUUUUAAAUAUGUUUGUUGUUGUUUUACUUUUUGAUUUUUUGUAUUUCAGUUUGCAGCUAUGUGUUGAAGAGGUGUUCUGUAAAAUAUGUGUAAACUAUGGAUGUGUUCUUUAGUUUGUGAAUUAGGUUUGUGAGAAAAUGACAGAACUUUGGACAAUGGGAUAAUACAAUGUGUACAGAGCCAUGUUAGAGUCACAUUUAAAACUAUCAACCACUUAUGAAGUAUAUAUCACAACAUACCUGCUAAAAACAACAUUAUAUUAAGUUAUUAUUGCAUCAUGUGUUAACUACAAACAGCAGUAAAAGUAUCUAAUCUAUUUUCUUUUGUGAAUUUAAAAUAGCUUCAGUGUUAAUGCAUUUCUCUUGACUACACUUUGACCAGGGGGAAUAAUGCAAAUGGAUGAAGUCAAAUUAAAUUAAAACUUUGCAAAAGUUGACAAAAUAGACCAUGUGCCUGAUCAUAUUUGAGAGGAGAAAAAGAAAAAGUGUAGCAUAAAAAAUAGACACAAUAAAAAUAAAUAAAUCUCCAUGGAAAACAAAAAGCCCUGAUAAAUCCACAUUGAUAUCUCUAUUCUGCAAACAAAGGGAUAUCAGUCUGGUCACCACUUCCUCCAUCGUGCCUCAAGCCAGAACCAUCCAAUCAGAUUUGUUUAUUUCAGUGGUACAUGUGAAGGAGCUCAUUGGUCACUGAUCAUUUUGAGUAAAAUGAAACUUCUCUUAGCUCAGAUUAACAGAGUUUAGUACUGUGAUUAUAAUUAUUUUUUCUUGACAAUUGUUUUGAGACAUAUGGACCGUGCACGUCCCCGAUUGGCUAAUACAUCUGUCAAUCACAACCAUCUGAGCUUGAGGAGAUUCAGUGGUGACCAGACUCACAUUUUCAUCAAGUAUUGCAUAAGUGUGUAUUUUGGAUCCCAAGCAGCAAAAAUGCACUGCACAAUAAUAAAAAGUGAUUUUAACAUAUUUAAGAUUCAGAAAGCUUCAAAAUAACAUUUGUAAACAUUUGCUCAAUUCAGACUUUCAAUUCACCUGAUGUUAAUUCCAUGUGUGCACCCUGGAAAGUCCCUAGACCUUUUCCAAUUUGUACAAAGUGAACGGGUCUGACAGUGCAGGUUGUCUUUAUAUUACCUGUCUGUGUAGCUUCCAAAAUGCAUUCCAGUUUAUUUCUUAACAUAAAAUUUGACUUAAGUGGCUCUAAUGCAUGCCUGUACACUUGUAAACAGCCCACCUGUUCUGCUCCAGUUCAUUUGUACUGUACAUGUGGGGCUAAGGAGGCUCUCCUGCCCAAACUGUCUGCUCAGAGAAGGCCUGUCUUGAGCGGAUGUUCCUCUGAGUUCUGAGUAACUCGGAGAACCACGAUGGGUCUUGGACAAUGGAAGAUGGUGAUAUUGGACUCAAAAGCACACAGAGCCCUACACAUGGAGGCUUGUCACAUGGACGAGAAACAAAUGUUCAUCUGUUAUGUGGUGUGUGGACAUUCUCACACAGGUAUGCUCCGACAGGGUGAGCACCUGCUCCACCUUUGGUCAGCCAUUUUGUCCUUUGUCCCCCAUCUCACCUCUUUGAAGAAUGUCAAACUGUCAUUGGUUCCCAGUGAAUUGUAUGAUAUUUAAAGUGAAGGAAAUGAUGUAAAAUAUACAUUACGCCGUGUUCUAACAUUCUUGACUGGUUGGAAUAAGUUACUAUGAAUUUCUCCACAAAGAUUUUAUGAACUUACAACAAUGUUAUAGCUAUGUUUCCCCAUAACAAAUAUACUUGGAGGUGUGUUUUGUUUUAUUCAAAUCAGUAGUGCUGCCAGGAUUUGAAUUCUGGCUGGACCGUGACAGACCUGGCUGGACACACUCCUCACAUUUGAGCACCCCCGCAGAGAGUGAGAUCAGGGAGAAUUCACCCGGUCAAGGUUUUUGUGCCGCGCGUUUCUCAAAUGCUUCAGUCAUCCUGAAUAAUUCAAUAAUUCAAACAGCUUCACCAGACUUUGAUCAAUUCUACAGUCAAAUGUCUUUUAUUGUACUAGUAUUUUUCUUUUUUUAAUUUCUCGUUAACCCUGAAGUGAUACCUACUUCCUAUUUCAUGUGAAAGUCAGGUACCCCAGCUUUUACAUUUUUGAUGCAGCAGCAGGGAGAUAGGCCCCACUGGCAACAAGCUUUUGUAUUUUCCAAAAAACUCAAAAAAGUAUUUCCCCCUUGUAUCAGUAUUCAAAGGCACUCUAAAGGCCUGUGAUGUACAGUUUAACAUUUGUAAUACUCAUUGGUCUUAGUCUGUGUGGAGCUAAAUUAGAAGUUUUGUAUAUCCCACCAGAUGGCACACCCAGCUAGUCCCACUUUUAGGUUUGUCACACUAUUCCAACUGAAUAUGAAUAUGCUCUGAUAACAAAAAAAAUACAGCUCCAGGUGCAUUGUUGAUGGGAAACAACAUUGUAACAUAGUUGAAGAUGAAAAAAGUCAGGCUAACAAAUAUCUGAACUAAUGGGUGGAAGUUUCUCCUCAUCAAACAUCACCAUUGACUGUUUUGUAUCAUUCCCCAUAACCAUACUCCUCUUUUACAUUCAGAAAGUGCUUUGAGGACUUCCUGCUUCUCACACAAGAUCAGUGUACAGUAGCGUCUGUGUGUCAUCGACCAAUCAGAACAUGGCAUCUGCCCAUUUUGGACAAAGCUCAAAGGUGAUUGGACGAUGCUUGGUGAUUGGAACAUUGUGACUUUGACCUCAUGCGAUGACAGAUGCAACAAGACAGACUAGUGUUUUUAUAUAUGUAUAUUUCUCUGGUAUGUACAUGAUUAUGAAAUAUUACUGCAUCUGACAAAUGAUCUAUGUAACUCUCCUAUAGGUAUUGUUUUGUAACAUAGGCCCAUUUAUGCUUAGUCUCAAUUGUUUUUGGCAAAAAUUAUUUUUCUAAGUUUUGUUUUGGUUUGAAGGAGCAGCCAUGAUAAGCGAAUAUUUUAUUAUGAAGAGACUGUUCAGGGCUGCUGGAACAAUUCAUAAAAAGAAGUUAUGCAAGAACCGAAAAUUGCAUGAUGGGUAAUUGAAAUAUAUUCUACACGAUUUUGAAGGACACAUGUUUGACAAUGGCGCAAAUAUUCUCACAAAAGAGAUUUCCAGUGUAAUUUUAUCAUUGGAGUUCUGGAGCUAACAUUUGUUGAUGGUUCUAUAGCUUUGUUUAUGAAGGGUAGAAUUUUGGACUUUAAAUACUGACGGUGGUGACUAAGUUUGCCGUGCAUCUCCAUUCCAUCUUGUGGUUUGAAAAUGAAUAUAAACUGGCUUCUGUGGAGAUGCCUCAGCUAUCUGCCAUCAUAAACUUCUUAGCUUGUGAAAAUGUAAAAUCUAUUGUAUAAAAGUUAUAAUUAAAAUGUUAAAUCACCC